Papaver somniferum (opium poppy) is the source of this 816-nucleotide messenger RNA. Its product is annotated as protein MAINTENANCE OF MERISTEMS-like. The transcript is spliced from 2 exons. Bases 1 to 816 code for a protein of 271 amino acids. The record is from RefSeq and is a predicted model, not a curated record. NCBI's taxonomy places the organism in Eukaryota, Viridiplantae, Streptophyta, Magnoliopsida, Ranunculales, Papaveraceae.
AUGCAUAUUCCUAAAGGCAAAGAUUUGUUGUUGCCACCGAAGAAGAAUAAAAGACCUUGGGGCGAGGCCCCAGAUAAGUCUUCAAUCUUAUUUGGUUAUACCGGUUCUCGGUCCACAAAAGUCUGUCAGACAGGGGACCACGCAAGAUGCAUUAAAUUGCUCAAGCUUCAAAGGGGUAAACAUUGGCCAUUAAGUCAAGAAUGUGCUUCGGUUCGCAAUCUAGUGGCUAGUACAGGACUAGGGCCUGGAAUUCUUCACCUUCAAUCGGAGUAUGAUAGUGUUGUGGUCUCUGCCUUCAGGGAACGAUAUUGGCUUGAAACUGAUACAUUUCAUCUUCCAUUUGGACAGAUGACAAUAACACCGGACGAUGUGAAGCAAAUUACUGACCUUGAAGUUGAAGGACAAUCUGUGUUUGAAGGUUUCGACAACAAUAUGUCUUGGAAUGACCUUUAUAUCCUUGUUCAAGAAACACUUGGGUGGGAGAAAGAUGAAACUGAGAUGGAGUUUCAGUUGGCUGGUGGUUAUGACCCUGCUGAACCACAUAAACCAAAAAUCAUCAAAAAUCUAUUGUUGAAGAAUCUGAGGACCAAGUUUGAAGGAACAAAAGCAAAGGAAAGGGAAGGUCAGGUGAUGGAUGAAACAACAGUUAGGCGUACAACCACAGCGUAUUUGUUGUAUUCUCUUGGGACCGUAUUCUUUCCCGAUAACUCGGGAAAUAGGGUCAAUGUUCAUUACCUAGAACUGUUGAAGAAUUUGGACAACAUCAAAAACUAUUUGUGGGCCACUGCAACCCUUGCAUAUUUACUUGACGCCUAA